AUGGACGACGACCUGUUUGGAGAUGAGGUCUUGCCCAUCCCACCUCGACCUCCUAGCAAGCAGCUACAGCAACGUUUGGACGAGAUGCGAAGUCGUGGGUGCUGCAGGACCAUCGCGUACUCCAAACACGGCAUCAUCGCGUCCAUCUCGCCAGAUGGCACACAUGUCAACCUCCAGUGCCCUCAUGCCAGGCCUGAUGAUGGCCAAUGGGAGCUGAACGAACCCAUCCAGUGUUCCAUCCUUCCCGCUCCUCUCCCUGGAGGGCCUAUCGUCCAUCUGGCUUGGGCCCCAACAAUGGCGCCCGAGCUGGCCGUCAUAGAUGCCUUUGGCCGCAUCUGUCUGCUCGGCUUCCCUGUCCACCUUAACAAGGCGGCCUUCAGCAGGAAGUGGGACGCAGAUGCCCAGGAUGACCUCCACUCUGUUGUUGGCUGCUACUGGCUCCCUCUUCAUUUGCCCCGAGGGGUCAACAUCAUAUGCGGACCGGUCGUAAAGGACGACGCAAACGCAAAAUAUCAGUUCAACAAUACCUAUAACCAGACCAUUGGGCCAUGGCAUCCCAACCCGCAAAAGAGUGCGUUGGUCUGCGUGACCGCCAGCGGCCUGCUCAAGCUGUUCUUCUCUCAGAACAACAACCAGCUCCAGGAGAUACAUUUAGAGAUGGAGAGCGUAGCCUCGUCCGACGACCUGAUUACGCACGCUAGCAUCUGCUCUGAACGAGGCAAACUCCUGAUCGUGCUCGCUACCGCUGCCAAACAGCUCAAGGUGAUCCUCGCUGAGAUCAGCUGGGGGAUGCCGCAACCACAACAAGAUAAGCAGAUCCCUCCCGGAAGCCUCCCUCUCCGGCCCUCGCUCAAGAUUGAGCACGUACAUACGACAAGCUGGCUCCAGCAGGGCUCGGCCGAUUCCCAUCUGGAUACAUCCAUGGACCAGAUUUCACACCUGGAAGUACUGCCCCCAGUCUUGGACAUCAGGACCAAGGUCAUGACACCUGCUAUGAUACUGGCUGUUAGGCUGCACCUGCCCACUGCGCGCUCGCAUUACAACCUUGAACAUCAGAGCAUCAUAGACCGCUGGACUGUCGCAUUAGACCAGCCUCAGCAAUUGCACCCGGCGUUUGAGCAGCGCGGCUCCAGGGCGGGAGCGUCUUCAUCCCCAGGCACUAUCGCAAUGCUUAACAAGGGCGAGUCGAUCGUCAUCAACAAGAUCAUCGUCUCCAUCGAGACGAGCCUAUACGGCAGGGUUAUAUGCAUUGGAUUCAGCGACGGUACCGUUCAGUACCGAGACCGCAUUACGAUGGCCGAAAUCUAUCAAGAAGAAAAUGACCGACAGAUCACAAUCAUGCAGCAGGCCGGCCUUCAUUUUACGGACGAGAAGCCCAGCUUGCAUACGAGUUUCUCGUCGAACAACUGUUCAUACGCUCAAAUAUGCGAGAACGGCAAGGUUCGCUGGAGCAGUCUUCAGUAUCCAGCGGCAGAGAUCAGCGCAACCAAGGCCGAUCCUCAGCACGAUGCUGUGUUCGCCAGCUUCGUGAUGGCCUUUGCCAACUCUGUGCACCAGAACAGCAAUUGUGAUGACAUACUUGCCAUUGCGAGACCAUUUGCUGAGAAACAACCCCGAUUCAUCAUCGGUCUGCUCAAGGCAGUUGUCAACACCUUAGGCGUCAACAUCGAUUAUUCGGAGGGCAAUCCUCAGGACCAACUCCCUAGGAACGGGUAUCUCCACUUCAUAAUGAGUGUGCUCAACCAUUUUGGCUUUCAAGGAGACUUUCGACCGAGAUCUUUCAGUGGCAGGUUCAUCGGGCUGGGCCUGAGCCUUCGAAACAUCAUUAUCCUCAUCACGAUGGCGACCAACGCGCCUAACGAGCGCAUGAGGGAGAAAAUUAACCCUCUUGAUGACCCCGAGGUCGUUGUUGUUCUUUCGAGCAACAUGAAGUGGGUCAUCGACCUGAUGUCGUGGAUCACAGAUGGCCUUCUGAGCCUACGAGACGAUCCGAAGUUCAUGGAGCUCCUCGAUAAUCCUCAAAGGUUUUCUGAAAUGACCGAGUAUCUCAAGGCCAAGAACAAUGUAUCUCUACAUCUCUUGCUCUGCUCUUCCACGAGGUGGUUGCUGGCCACGGUCGUUCGGCGAUUUCCUUACCUCCAGUCUAUAUCCCAAAAGGCCAUGCAGGUGUUGGAUCCUCGGCAACCCGCAGGCUCAACAGAGUCUCCCGGCACAGGCGUCCAGUCUCUGUACCAAGCCUACGCAAGGCUCCAGCACUCCAUAUCCACGGAUCUCAUCAAGAUCGAAGAAUUUGAGAAGCUUCUCGCCAGCGUGUCCGCCGAUGUCCGACAGAUGUACCAGGGCACGCUGGCCCACCUCCAACAGAAACAGCAACAGCAGCAGGGUCAGCAGAAGCCCGGUCAGCCGAACCCCGCCGAGCACGCUCUUAAGAAGGCACAGGCGCAGUGCGAGCUGCCGAUCUUGUUGGCAGACCAGCCGCCAGCCAGCUUCCAGGGCCUUGUGAAGAAACUGUUCGAGACAGACCUCAAGACCAUCAUGGGCUCGACGAACCGCUCCGAGCUCUUCUUCACGGACUUUCCGCUGCUGGAUGUCGAGGAUAACGUUCACAGGCUAGCCAGGCGGAAGACUGACGGAAGAUACGUGGACAUUUUCAGGAGGAUAGAGCAAAAGGCACCUCAACUGGUCAACGACGCCGCCGCCGCCAACAAUGGUGGUAGUCCCGCUGUCUCCAAGCUACUCCAGCAGCCGGGACAAGAGGUGCAGCAGAACGGAGAGACGUCUCGCGCCGACCAGCCAGGCUUCCGCAGGUGCACACGGUGCUGCAGCGUCAUGGAGGAGCUGCAUGCGACCCGGCCGGGCUUCAACUUCGUCGUGAGCCUGCAAAGGAAGUGCGUUUGUGGUGGAAGCUGGGCUGCCUUGUCCUGA
Molecule: messenger RNA, 2925 nt
Organism: Cryphonectria parasitica EP155
Lineage: Eukaryota; Fungi; Ascomycota; Sordariomycetes; Diaporthales; Cryphonectriaceae
Exons: 5
Coding region: 1-2925 (974 amino acids)
Biological process (GO): positive regulation of DNA-templated transcription
Cellular component (GO): mediator complex
Source: RefSeq, a predicted model, not a curated record